AUGUAUUUUCCAAUUCGCGUAGCGUUGCCUGCACUUUGUGCUUCGGUCGCCCAUGCGGCCAUUGCACCAAAGCCUGUCCCUCCUCCUUCGACAGCUGCUUCAACUGCGACUUCUGGCCAGUCAACCUUUCAGCAGUUGAUCGACCAUAAGAAUCCUAGCUUGGGUACAUUUUCUCAACGUUACUGGUGGAACUCGGCCUGGUGGAGCGGAGAGGGUGCACCGGUGAUUUUGUUCACUCCCGGAGAGGAAGCGGCCGACGAGUACACGGGAUACUUGACCAACAGGACUAUCACCGGUGUGUAUGCACAGGAAGUUAAGGGUGCUGUGGUAAUGCUUGAGCACCGUUACUGGGGAGACUCAUCACCCUAUCUGGAGCUGACUGCUGAAAACCUGCAACAACUGACUUUGGAGAAUUCAAUUGCGGACCUUACUUACUUCGCAAAGAAUGUCGAGCUUCCCUUUGAUACAAACAGCAGCAGCAACGCUCAGAAUGCGCCAUGGGUCUUGAGCGGAGGAUCUUAUAGUGGUGCCCUGUCAGCUUGGACUGAGUCUACAUCCCCCGGAACAUUCUGGGCGUAUCAUGCGUCCAGCGCCCCAGUCGAGGCCAUCGAUGACUAUUGGCAAUACUUUUCCCCUGUUCAAGAAGGAAUGCCCACAAACUGCAGCCGGGAUAUCAGCAGAGUUGUGAACUACAUUGAUAAAAUCAACGAGUCCGGAUCAAAGAAGCAGGUCCAGGAACUGAAGGACUUGUUUGGUCUUGGUGAUAUCGAACAUUUCAAUGACUUUGCUAGUGCCCUCGAGAAUGGACCGUGGCUAUGGCAGUCCAAUAGUUUCUACACAGGCUACUCCGGGUUCUUUGAGUUUUGUGAUUAUGUUGAGAACGUUGAGAACGGGACGAGCAAAAUCCCUGGAUCAGAUGGUGUCGGCCUUCACAAGGCACUCCAAGGUUAUGCGAGAUGGUUCAAGAACGUUUACUUCCCUGGAUCAUGCGCGAACUAUGGUUACUGGACUGAUGAAUCGACUACUGCAUGCUUCAACACAUACAAUGCGUCCAGCCCUAUCUUCACGGAUACUUCCGUGAACAAUACCGUUGACCGACAAUGGCAGUGGUUCCUUUGUAAUGAGCCUCUGUUCUACUGGCAAGACGGCGCGCCAUCUGGCGUUUCAAGUCUCGUGUCUCGCACCGUCAACGCGGAGUACUGGCAGAGACAGUGCUCGCUCUUCUUCCCCGAAGUGAACGGCUACACUUUUGGUAGUGCGAAGGGCAAGACCGAAGCGGAGGUCAACGCGUGGACCAAGGGUUGGGAACUGACCGACACCACUCGACUGAUUUGGGCCAAUGGUCAAUAUGAUCCGUGGAGAUCGGCCGGUGUUUCCUCCUCUUUCCGACCUGGAGGGCCACUUGAGUCACGGGAAUCCGCCCCGUUGAAUGUCAUCCCAGGAGGUUUCCACUGCUCGGAUCUGAUUGUGAAGAAUGGUGCUGUGAACGAGGGGGUACAGAAGAUCAUUGAUGCUGAAGUGGCACAGAUCAAAACUUGGGUCGAGGAAUACUAUAAGCAAUGA
Molecule: messenger RNA, 1563 nt
Organism: Penicillium cataractarum
Lineage: Eukaryota; Fungi; Ascomycota; Eurotiomycetes; Eurotiales; Aspergillaceae
Product: putative serine peptidase
Exons: 10
Coding region: 1-1563 (520 amino acids)
Biological process (GO): proteolysis
Molecular function (GO): serine-type exopeptidase activity; dipeptidyl-peptidase activity
Source: RefSeq, a predicted model, not a curated record